GGUGGGGAGCCUUGGUUGGUGCUGUGUGGCUAUAAAUCCCCGUGUAAGCCAGCCAGCUACCGCAGUGCGGCUUCCCCAAGGCUGAUAGGCUUCUGGAUUUUUGCUCUAAUAUACCUGCUCUUUAAAGUAAAAAAUCUCUCUUCUGGUGAGAGCAGUUUUCCUGGCAUGAUGCCCUCUCUCCCCAACUCUGAUGAGCUGAUUUUUUUUGUGAAUGGAAGAAAGGUCAUAGAGAAGAACGCUGAUCCUGAAGUAAAUCUACUGCUCUACCUGAGGAAAGUCCAUAUCCUCACAGGCACGAAGUACAGCUGUGGGGGAGGAGGCUGUGGAGCCUGCACUGUCAUGGUGUCAAGAUACAACCCCAAGACCAAGAAGAUCCACCAUUAUCCAGUUACAGCAUGCCUGGUGCCCAUCUGCUCUCUGUAUGGUGCUGCCAUCACCACAGUGGAAGGUGUAGGAAGCAUCAAAACUAGGAUUCACCCUGUGCAGGAGAGACUCGCCAAGUGUCAUGGCACACAGUGUGGCUUCUGCAGCCCAGGGAUGGUGAUGUCCAUCUAUACGCUGCUGAGGAACCACCCGGAGCCUACCCUGGAGCAGAUGACUGAAGCUCUUGGAGGUAAUUUGUGCCGCUGUACUGGAUACCGACCAAUUGUAGAAAGUGGUAAAACUUUCUGUGUGCAAGCAACUGUUUGUCAUAUGAAAGGAUCAGGAAAAUGUUGCAUGGAUCAAGAAGAGAGGUGUUUGGGGAAGAGACAGGAAAAAAUAUGUACCAAACUGUAUAAUGAAGAUGAAUUCCAGCCCUUGGAUCCAUCCCAGGAGCCUAUAUUUCCUCCUGAACUGAUAAGAAUGGCAGAAGAUCCAAACAAGAGAAGGCUGACAUUCCAUGGGGAGAGGACUACCUGGAUCACCCCUGUGACCCUCAAAGACCUUCUGGAGCAGAAAGCCAAUUUCCCCAUAGCCCCCCUUGUCAUGGGGAACACGACACUGGGGCCCAGUAUUAAAUUCAGAGAUGAGUUCCAUCCAGUUUUCAUAUCUCCACUUGGGCUUCCAGAACUGUCGUUUGUGGACAGCACAGAGGAUGGGGUCACAAUUGGUGCAGGUUUCAGCCUGGCCCAGUUCAACGAUGCCUUACAUUCUAUUGUUUCGGAGCAACCGCAGGAGAAGACUAAGACUUACCGUGCACUCCUGAAGCAUCUGAGGACGCUUGCCGGACCCCAGAUUAGGAAUAUGGCGACUUUAGGAGGACAUGUGGUGAGCAGGCCCAAUUUUUCUGACCUAAAUCCCAUUUUAGCAGCAGGAAAUGCUACCAUCAAUCUGAUAUCUAAAGAAGGAGAACGGCAGAUUCCCUUAGACGGCCUUUUCCUUGAAAGAUCGCCUGAAGCCAGCCUUAAACCGGAAGAGAUUGUGUUAUCUGUUUAUAUUCCCCACUCUACACAGGGGCACUUCGUGGCAGGACUCCGUAUGGCCCAGCGACAAGAGAGUGCCUUUGCUAUUGUCAAUGCCGGGAUGAGUGUGAGGUUUGAAGAGGGCACAGAUACGAUCAAGGACCUUCAAAUGUUCUACGGGAAUGUUGGUCCCACUGUCAUCUCUGCAAGCCAAACCUGCCAGCAGCUCACUGGGAGGCAAUGGGAUGACCAAAUGCUGAGUGACGCCUGCAGAUUGGUCCUGGAUGAGAUUUAUAUUCCACCAGCAGCUAAGGGUGGCAUGGUAGAAUACAGACGAACCCUCAUCAUCAGCUUACUCUUCAAAUUCUACCUCAGAGUGAGGCGAGGACUGAAUAAAAUGGAUCCCCAGAUGUUUCCCGAUAUCCCAGAAAAGUUCAUGAGUGCUCUGGAAGAUUUCCCCAUAAAAACACCCCAAGGAAUUGAAAUGUUUCAGUGUGUGGAUCCCUACCAGUCCCCACAAGAUCCAGUCGGCCAUCCAGUCAUGCACCAGUCAGCCAUUAAACACACCACAGGGGAAGCUGUGUUUAUUGAUGACAUGCCCCCCAUUGCCCAAGAACUCUUCCUGGCUGUAGUCACCAGCACCAGAGCUCAUGCAAAGAUCAUAUCAAUUGAUGUUGCAGAAGCCCUGGCACUUCCAGGUGUUGCUGAUGUGAUAACAGCAGAGGAUGUUCCCGGAGUUAAUAAUUAUCAAGGAGAGGUUUUCUAUGCCCAGAAAGAGGUAAUUUGCGUGGGUCAGAUCAUCUGCACCGUGGCUGCUGAUACCUAUGCUCAUGCGAAAGAGGCUGCCAAAAAAGUGAAGAUUGCUUAUGAAGACAUAGAACCAAGGAUUAUCACAAUAGAGCAAGCCUUAGAGCACAAUUCAUUUCUUUCUGUUGAGAAAAAAAUUGAGCAAGGAAAUGUAGAGCAAGCCUUUAAAAGUGUUGAUCAAAUCAUUGAAGGUGAGGUGCACGUGGAAGGGCAGGAACAUUUUUAUAUGGAAACACAAACUAUCCUGGCUGUUCCAAAAAAAGAAGAUAAAGAAAUGGUGUUACACCUUGGAACACAGUUUCCAAGCUAUGUGCAGGAAUCUGUGGCUGUAGCAUUAAAUGUCCCAAGGAGUCGAAUCGCCUGCCUCAUGAAAAGAACUGGAGGAGCAUUUGGGGGGAAAGUGACCAAGCCUGCUCUGCUAGGUGCAAUCAGUGCCGUGGCCGCCCACAAGACUGGCCGCCCAAUCCGGUUUAUUCUAGAGCGUGGUAAUGACAUGCUGGUAACUGCUGGCCGCCACCCACUCCUCGGACGAUACAAAAUUGGAUUCAUGAACAAUGGUGUGAUCAAAGCUGCUGAUGUUGAAUAUUAUGUCAAUGGCGGAUGCACUCCUGAUGAAUCUGAGAUGGUGAUAGAGUUCCUGGUGCUGAAAUCUGAAGGCGCAUAUUGUAUUCCUAAUUUCCGGUGCCGGGGCAGGCCUUGCAAAACAAAUUUGCCAUCCAACACUGCCUUUCGAGGAUUUGGCUUCCCUCAGGCUACAGUGGUAGUCGAAGCUUACAUGACUGCUGUGGCAUCUCAGUGUAACUUACUCCCUGAAGAGGUUAAAGAAAUAAACAUGUAUAAAAGAACUAGCAAAACAGCCUAUAAGCAAAUAUUUAAUCCAGAGCCCUUGAGAAGAUGCUGGAAAGAAUGUCUGGAGAAAUCUUCAUUCUAUGCUAGGAAAUUGGCUGCUGAGGAAUUUAACAAAAAAAAUUACUGGAAAAAGAGGGGGCUUGCUGUGAUCCCCAUGAAAUACACCAUUGGGUUCCCCGUGGCCUACUCCAAUCAGGCUGCUGCUCUGGUCCACAUCUAUCUGGAUGGUUCUGUCUUGGUGACUCAUGGUGGCUGUGAAAUGGGGCAAGGCCUUUACACCAAAAUGAUUCAGGUGGCCAGUCGAGAACUGAACAUCCCCCAGUCAUACAUCCACCUGUCUGAAACAAGCACGGUCACAGUGCCCAACGCAGUCAUCACUGCAGGGUCGGUGGGGACAGACAGCAAUGGCAAGGCCGUGCAGAAUGCCUGUCAAAUUCUUAUGUCCCGUCUUCAGCCAAUCAUCAGGGAAAACCCUCAUGGAAGGUGGGAGGAAUGGAUCGAAAAAGCCUUCGGAGAAUCCAUCAGUCUCUCGGCUACUGGAUAUUUCAAAGGCUACCAGACGCAUAUGGACUGGAAGAAGGAGGAGGGUGACCCUUACCCGUAUUUUGUUUAUGGAGCAGCUUGUUCUGAGGUUGAAGUCGACUGUCUGACUGGGGCUCAUAAGCUCCUUAGGACUGACAUCUUCAUGGACUCUGCUUUCAGCAUUAACCCAGCCCUGGACAUUGGACAGGUUGAAGGAGCAUUUAUCCAAGGCAUGGGCUUCUAUACCAUAGAAGAACUGAAAUAUUCCCCAGAAGGUGUGCUUUAUUCUCGGAGUCCAGAUGAGUACAAAAUCCCCACUGUCACUGAGAUACCGGAAAAAUUUCAUGUCACUUUGGUGCACUCCCAAAAUCCUGUAGCUAUCUACUCAUCCAAGGGAUUGGGUGAAGCUGGAGUAUUCUUGGGGUCAUCCGUGUUGUUUGCCAUAUAUGAUGCCGUGACUGCUGCCCGCAGAGAGAGGGGGCUGACCCAGACCUUCCCCCUGAGUAGCCCAGCAACUCCCGAGUUGAUUCGGAUGACUUGUGUGGAUCAGUUUACUGGAAUGAUUCCCAGAGAUGAUCCUUCAACAUUUACACCUUGGUCCAUUCGUGUGUCUUAAUCCCAUUUUUCUUAGAAAAUGUAAGAAUACAUGAUUAAAGUUAAAAUUUUCAAGCUGGAGCAAAGUAUAGGUUUUUGUCAAGGAUAAUUUCAGCCUCUUUUAAUUCUUCUCUGUGGCUUAGGUCACUGUGUGGUUACGGUUUAGGAUGCACAUUUACACAAAACAUACAAUGAAGCUUAGAAUCAAAAUUGUUUCUUUUCAUUUUUAUUGUCCUGAUGACCUACAGCAUCAUGAUUUUAAAGCAUGGUGGAGUUCUCAUUACCGUGGAACAACUCAACAGCCUGCUCAUGCUUUGUUCUUCAGAACUCUGCUCACCCCCCGCAAAGCUCUCAGGAUUGGAUUCCCCAAAGCCAAUGGUGUGAUAAUAAUAACCAGCUCACCUGGAAAAAUCCAUGAUUUGUAGUGUUUGCCAUUUUCCAUGGUGUAAAUACCUUGGCCAGCUCCAAGCCACCAAUAGCAAGUCUCUGAACAUGGAGUUGGGAGAGAUGCCCGUAAAUGGUUCUCAUGAUCUCCAGCCCUGCAAGCCACCCACAGGCCUCAGGGCCCUGCCACUCCCAUGUGGCCCAGUUAGAUGAGGCUCAGGGAAGUAAACCAUCCAAAGCCUCCAGCUGCUCCUCAUCUGCCAUGAGCCAUGCACACAGUUGAGCAUCUUCCUCACUGAGGAACCACACGGGGUAAAGCAAUGAUCUCAAAUCACUCUGGAGUCCCUUGUUUUGGCUUAAUGUCUAAAAAAUGAAAUCAGCACCACCUUCCUCUUGCCACAUCAGAGGGGCACAAAGUCCUCAGAGUUCUUUUUCGGUUAUUUCUUUGCUAUUUUACAUUGCAUUUUCCAUAAACAUGGGCUUAUACCAGAGAUGUUCAGUCCCUGAUGAGGUUUGAAAACACAAAUAAAUAAACUACAUCACUUGUUGGGAUG
This is a messenger RNA of Manis pentadactyla (Chinese pangolin), 5092 nucleotides long. Its product is annotated as aldehyde oxidase 4-like. Lineage: Eukaryota; Metazoa; Chordata; Mammalia; Pholidota; Manidae. The record is from RefSeq and is a predicted model, not a curated record. The coding region runs from base 166 to 4176 and encodes 1336 amino acids. Gene Ontology annotation, molecular function: NAD binding; FAD binding; iron ion binding. The transcript has 35 exons.